Solea senegalensis (Senegalese sole) is the source of this 2775-nucleotide messenger RNA. RefSeq names its product TERF1 (TRF1)-interacting nuclear factor 2 (gene tinf2). Gene Ontology annotation, molecular function: telomeric repeat DNA binding. Gene Ontology annotation, cellular component: shelterin complex. The transcript is spliced from 10 exons. NCBI's taxonomy places the organism in Eukaryota, Metazoa, Chordata, Actinopteri, Pleuronectiformes, Soleidae. Gene Ontology annotation, biological process: telomere capping; regulation of telomere maintenance via telomere lengthening. The record is from RefSeq and is a predicted model, not a curated record. The coding region runs from base 300 to 2045 and encodes 581 amino acids.
GUUAAAAAACCAAGAAGAAGAAGAAGGAGAAGAUUUUUAGCGGGUAAACAACAAUAACACAUUUGAGACUUCUGUGUAAAUAGACGAUGUGAGGCAGCACUGGAGUUAGUAAACAUAUUCUCAGCAGCAGCUCGCGUAUAUUUUUGCCCGGGGAGACUGCUGACUCGUCUUUUAUGUUUGGAGGUUCACUCAGGGAGCAGCCUGUUCAAAUUGCUAAGCUAAUAUUAGUUAAACGUUAACGUUUUUUUGUCAUUUAACAGUCGCUGUUAGUGCAAAAAAAAUUCAUCUGGAUCGGUGAGAUGGCCACACGGACACCUAAGGAUGCUGAUGUCAACCUCCCCUUCGCUGCACUUCAACUACUCGCUCCGCCCAUGCGCCUGGUGUCUGCAGCUCUGUGGAAGGUGCUGAAGCAGAGGGAUGUGAUGCAGUAUGGGGUUGUGGAGGAAUUUGUGACGUCAGCUUGUGAGACUGUACCUGGCAUGCUCACCGUGAGACACCAGGGAAAGCUGACUCUGGGGCUGAGAGGACGGCUGAUCUUAGAGUUGUGCCGUACACAACCUGAUAUGCAGGUGAUUGAGCCUCACCUGAAAAGGAUCCGUGCUCCAGCUGUUCCUCCAACCGCAGCUGCUACAGUGAGGAAGGACGUCAAAAUUACAAGAACAGUUGAAAGUUUCCAUUCAUUUAUUCACACACUGCUGACAGAGCCCGCAGAGAGAGAACUGUUCUACAAGGAGGAAUUUCCUGUGGAUUAUGGCCCGAAGUUCGACGAGGAAUUGGAGAAGCUGCUGUGGGAGUUUUUGAUUCGACUGGACCAGUUGCUUCCAGUGCCCAACCUUGCACAGACUGUGUCAUGGCUCAGUGACACCCCGACUGUCCUGGAGGAGUGUGCUCGCUCUGCCACGCAGCCUCAGCUCCUCAACAUUUUGCUGCAACAUCAAACCUGUCUUGGUCACCUUGAGCCAGCAGCGUCUCUCCCUCCGAACAUGGGAGACUCCAUCCUGGAAUCACUUUCUCUUCCACUGUCUGGAAGAGCGGCCUCAAAACAACGAACAGGAGCGACUGCUGUGGAACCGUCCAGUAGUGGCACACAGACGAGAGACAAAACACCAUUCAUCACACCUGUUAUUGGGCUCAUAUCUAACAAAGACAUACCAGUCAUGAUGUCUUCAAAUAAAAAGCCCCUGAGAGGCAGUGAGGCCUCCAGCACAGAAAAUGCAACAGACAAACUCUCACAACAGAAGGACAGCGUGAGAGACAAGAAAAUCACAGACGAUGAAGACAAAGAGGAAGGAGAAGAACAAGAGGCGCAGAGCGUCUCCAAAAGAAGCAGAGGAAUUAAACGCAAGCAGCCUGACAAAAGACAAAGCGACUCAGAACAGGAGGAUGAAGUGGUACUAGGCAUGAGCAGAUCUGGGAGGAUAAGGAUAAGCAGGGUCGAACAGAGUGUGGACGAAAGUAAAGGUGAUGGAGACGAAACUGUAAGAAAGGAGGAGUUAAAAAGCAGAGCAUCCUUGGCCAACUGUUUGAUCCAGCUGGACCUGAAAACUCUCUGUCUGCCUGAUGAUCCGUCCCUCUGCUCUGCGCUUGUGUCAUGUCUGAGCAACCAGCCAAAAGUCAUUAUCAAAAAGGUGCAAAAAGUGGCUUUUACUAGUGGUAACGGAAGCGGCAGCGGAGAAGGAGGAGGAGGAGGGACUUUAAAUAAUUCACGGCAGAGUUCGAGGAAGAAGACGACAAAUAAAACCCAGAGCAAGCGAGUUGAAAAGCCUGACUCUGACAUUUCUGGCUUGGAUGAUAAAGAAAAUCGCCCCAUAUUACCAAGCAGCUCUCACAUACAGGCCAACACAGAGACGCUGGCCUUUUCUGGAGAUGGUGAAGACUAUGUCGCUGAUUCAGAGGAUGAGGCAACAAAGAACUUCAAGGGCAGGCUGUUCAUGAAGCGCUACUACAAGACCAAACAUGGCACUUACGUUCCCACUCUGAGGGAAUUCUGGAAACCGGGGAUGCCACGGAAGGACUUGCUGUCUUCUUUUAGUAAACGCAGAUGAUCGAAUGAAUUUCCACACCCAGUAUUAAGUUCAGUUUAAUUCUCUUAUAUUGAUUUAUCGCGAUGAUUUUUUUUUUUUACCUUCAAUAAUGGACAAUAACUGAUCAUGGACGGUGUCUUACAAGUAAAACUUGUGAUUUUAAAAAUGUUAGUGUACAGUUUUGUAAAUAAAGAUGAAACAAUAUCUAUUAUAUCAAGCCCAUUUUUUCCCAAAAAGAAAACCUUUAGCACAGCACAGUAUUCUGUUAACUGGUUGUGGUUAAGGUAAGGGAUAGCACUUUGUUUCAGUUGUCCAAAUGAAUGGAAGUCAAUGUAACUGUGUGAAAUAGUGAUUAGUAAAUAUUUAUUAUGGCAAUCAACAAACCAUUCCUACACAAUUUACAAUAUAAAUGAUCUAAACUACCAUUUCUGACGAGGUUUACUGCCAUCUGUGUGGCAGCUCACAACUUUAUUUUAAGCAUUUAUGUCAUCAUUUGUAAGUAAAAAUUUGGAAAAGUUCAGCACGUUUAUUUGGAAACAACCAGGACCCCGAAAGUCUUUGGGAAUGACUAACUUAAACUGUUAUUUAGUCACAAAAUAUUAUGUAAAGAGAAAAAUCUGCAUCUUUCCCCUUUAAUCCAUAUCACACUGCACCAAAAUGUAAUGAUUUAUUUCUGCUGCCACACAGUUUAAGUGUAUGAUCCUGCACACAAAACAACAAGGAUGACAUCAUAAACUCCUUUUUAAGUUUU